Molecule: messenger RNA, 2347 nt
Organism: Gossypium arboreum
Lineage: Eukaryota; Viridiplantae; Streptophyta; Magnoliopsida; Malvales; Malvaceae
Product: probable E3 ubiquitin-protein ligase RHG1A
Exons: 7
Coding region: 352-2010 (552 amino acids)
Molecular function (GO): ubiquitin protein ligase activity
Source: RefSeq, a predicted model, not a curated record
CACUGUCACAGAGCACGUCACGUUUUGUUGGGAUAAAGUAAAUGAAUAAAAGGAAAAUACUUACUAUAUUCUUUUCUUCUUUCUUUGUUCAUUCAUAACUGCUGCCUUUUGUAUUCAUUCAUUCAUUCUCUUUCCCCACUUCAUCUUCUUUAAGACUUUAAGAUCUCGCUUUCUCUUUCUCUCUGUAUAUUUUGAAUAAUCAAAAGGAGAAGACGGAGAAGCAAAGAGGGGAAAAAACCUUUACUUGUUUAAGUAAAGAACAGUCGAAGUAAUAUUUUUAAGGCACUACAUUUGGUUUUUGUGUGGAAAAGGGCAAGCAAUUUUGAGAUAUAAAGGAUACUUGUUGCCUACAUGGAUGGAUAUACUGGUAAAAGAGCUGUUAAUGGACUUGUACCUGGCAAGGGAUCAGGUCUCAUCUUGAAGGAUCAUGUUAAUAUCAGAGAACAAAAUCCACAAUUUUGCAACCGUAUUGGAUGCAGUAGGAGGCUGAACUCCACGAAAGGAACACCAAAUUGCUACUCUGGAAAAGCCAAAUGUUCGAAGCCUUCUUACCACCCUUCAUCGAGUGGCAAGGAAAUUAUUGGAAGUUCCUCUGGGGUAUACACUGAAGUUAGCAACACUAGAAAAUCCUCUACAAAUAUUCUCAGAAAGCUAUCAUCUCAGCUGGAAAUAGAUUCAUCUGAAACUAGUAGUGUUCAGGAAGAGCCAGAGGUGUCAGAGCUCUUAUCUCCUCUAGGAAAGAUUCAAGGAGGGUUGCAGCCCGAAUCUGAAGAUUCUGAUUCUGGCGAAGUUGCUGUACUGGAAGUGGGAAGCUCCAGCGUAGCAUCAAACACAAAACGGGGGAGAAGCUUUAUUCAGAACUCUAGGCUGGGCAACCAGGAUACUCUGGCUAGUCCAUCUGUUACUUUGGCAUCUCGAAGUGCUUUCCAGGCAACUCAAGGUAACACAAGCAAGUACGGUUUGAGAAAUUUAGGAUGUGACUCUAUUUCUGUUGUUGCCCCUGCCGGUUGCUCAUCAUCAGAUUCAAGCUUCAGCAGAAGGAAAAAUUCGGUAAAAAAGAGAGAUUCUGAAGGAGAGAGUAGUUCCUCCACCUGGGGAAAGAAGUUGAGUGGGUCAUCUCCGGAGGGACUGAACAAUAGUUCUAGCCUCAGUGUUUCAAUUUCUGAUUCAAGGCGAGCCAGAAAUUGGUCUUCUAAUAGGGAUUGUGGUAUUGCUUCUUCAGUUAGGACUCAGAGAUCAAACAGUAGUUAUGGUAGAGGGAGACUCCCUAACCAAGCAAAUGGAAAUAGUUUAACUUUGAAUGAGUCACCCAUAGUCAUCCCACAGGCACCUCAAUCUCAUAUUCGUACUGAUAUGAAUGCUCUUGUUCCCAUAGAAACUGCCUCAACUCGUACUAGUUCUUACAGUCGAUCAGGUAGUAUAGAUGAGAGUUUACGAAGUUUCAUGCCUUCCAGUCCUUCAGAAGUUAGUGGUUACCACUCUUCAGUGAACCGGGGUAGCUUCCAGCACUACAAUAUGGAUGGCUUUGCAGAGGUAUUAUUAGAACUUGAGAGAAUUGAACAAGAUGAAGAGUUGACAUACGAGCAAUUACUUGUUCUAGAGACCAGCUUGCUCCUUAAUAGCCUGGACUUCUAUGAUCGGCAUAGAGAUAUGAGAUUGGAUAUAGAUGAUAUGUCAUAUGAGGAAUUACUAGCUCUAGAAGAAAGGAUGGGAACUGUUAGCACUGCGGUACCAGAAGCAGCGUUAUCAAAAUGCCUUAAGAGUGGUAUCUACAAGGCAACAUCUUUGGAGGAUGCAAAUGUCAGAUUUGAGGGUGAAAAAAAUGAUAUCAAAUGCAGCAUAUGCCAGGAAGAGUAUGUUAUUGGGGAUGAAGUAGGGAGGUUGCAUUGUGAGCAUAGGUAUCACAUUGCAUGCAUACAAAAGUGGCUACGGAUGAAGAACUGGUGCCCUAUUUGCAAAGCAUCAGCAGAACCCACCCAGUCGUGUUCGCCUACUUCAUAUUUGAGUUGAAUUUGACAAAAAGGAAGCAAGAAUUUGCAAAGCAUCAGCAGAACCCACCCAGUCUUGUUUGCCUACUUCAUAUUCGAGUUGAAUUUGACAAAAAGGAAGCAAGAGACCGAGUUUAUCUUCAGCAUUUUUUUAAUGAUCAUAUCUACCCCUUUCAUGUCAAGUUGUCAACCAACUUACAAACCAGGUGCUCUUGGCUUUGCACCAAAACUCAUUCUCCCAUAUAAGAAAUGUGAAUAUGAAAACACGCUUGUUGGUACUGUUGUUUGCCGCAAAUAUUAGUUAGGUGCAUGAUGAACUUGUUUUCUUACAUCAGCUGGUAAUUUGAAGGUUGAAUAAA